GGAGCGUGAAGGAGCAGGUCCCGUGCAGCCUGCGGAGGCGCGAGCGGCCGCAGACCGGCCGCGGAGUCUAUGGGCUGCGCCGUGGGACCCCCAGAGGCGUCCAGUCCACCUGCCCGUGUCCAGGCCCCCUCCACCAUCACCAAGGGCCCUGGGAGCCCGCGACCUCUGACCUCUGGGCAGGCCCUGGUGCAGGGGAGUGGGGUGCAGGUGGUCAGGCUCUGGAGGGCUCCCCGGCCCUGGGGGCGGACUCAGCUCAGGAUUCCGGUCCUGCCCCUGGUCCACGUCACAGCAGUCCCGGUGUCUGUCACCACAGGGGCCCCUGCCUGAGCUCAUCGCACGCCCCUCAGGUCACCUGCUUGUCCUCCGCACGCAGCUGGGACCCGCGUGCGCACACGUCCACCCGUGCGGCAGCCCCAGACAGCAGCUGUGCGGUGUCCCCCUGCCAGCAUCCAACCCCGCUUGUCCCGGGGGUCCAGGCUCCCCGCUCCACCUUGAGCUCCGUCACCCUGGCACGGGGGCCCUCAUGCGGGCGACGGCACCUGCGGAGGCACUGGGGUGUGGCUUGGGGCCGCCAUGGUGGGGGGAUGGUCACUGCCCUUUUUGGGGGAUGAGGGACCUCCCCCUGGAAGAGGACGGUGGGCCGGCAGAUCCCGGUUGUGGGGAAGCCCCUCGACCUGUUCACAGGAGAUGCGUGUCUGCCAGGCAGCGUGCGGCCCUGGCGUCCCCCGGGUGUGGAGGGCCUGACUGCGCGGCCCAGAGCAAAGCCGAAGGGCCGCUGAGCCCGGGCCACACCUGGAUCACGUCUGUACUCGCUGCCCCACCCUGCCGGGGCCCCAGUUUGUGCGUCUGUAAGGGGUGUCCGUGGGGCCCGGCUGCCCUGCUGCGUCUUCAGCCCGCCUCUCCCCGCGCAGUGAUGAACGGAAGCAGCCCCUCGCCCACGGCCGUCAGCGGCGCCCCGUCCACGCCCAGCGGCUUCAGCAAUGGCCCAGCCACCUCGUGCACCGCCGCGCUGUCCACACAGCAGCUGCCCCCAGCCUGCGGGGCGCGGCAGCUCAGCAAGCUCAAGCGCUUCCUGGCCACCCUGCAGCAGUUCGGCAGCGACAUCUCCCCGGAGAUCGGGGAGCGCGUGCGCACGCUGGUGCUGGGGCUCGUGAACUCCACGCUGACCAUCGAGGAGUUCCAUUCCAAGCUCCAGGAGGCCACCAACUUCCCGCUGCGGCCCUUCGUCAUCCCCUUCCUGAAGGCUAACCUGCCCCUGCUGCAGCGCGAGCUCCUGCACUGCGCCCGCCUGGCAAAGCAGACCCCUGCCCAGUACCUGGCCCAGCACGAGCAGCUCCUGCUGGAUGCCGACGCCUCUUCCCCCACCGACUCCUCGGAGCUCCUACCGGAGGUCAACGAGAACGGCAAGAGGAGGACACCCGACAGGACCAAAGAGAACGGGUCAGACCGUGACCCUCUGCACCCGGACCACCUCAGCAAACGGCCGUGCACCCUGAGCCCCGCCCAGCGCUGCAGCCCCAGCAACGGGCUGCCCCAGCCCACGCCGCCUCCGCACUACCGCCUGGAGGACAUGGCCGUGGCCCACCACUUCCGGGACUCGUACCGUCACCUUGACCCCCGGGAGCUGCGGGAGCGCCAUCUGCGGCUGGCCGUGCACGGGUCCCGGCCUGAGGAAGUGAUUGACCACAGGCUCACGGAGCGCGAGUGGUCGGAGGAGUGGAAGCACCUCAACAACCUCCUGAACUGCAUCAUGGACAUGGCCGAGAAGACGCGGCGGUCGCUCACCGUGCUGCGCCGCUGCCAAGAGGCCGACCGCGAGGAGCUCAACCACUGGAUCCGGCGCUACAGUGACGCCGCUGAGGACAGCAAGAAGGGCCCCGCGCCCGCCGCCCGGCCCCUCGGCAGCUCCGCGGGCGCUGAGGGCUCUCAGCUAGAUGUCCCCCGGGAGUCCGUGCCUCGGACCCUGUCCAGCUACAUGCCCGAGGAGAUCUGGAGAAAGGCUGAGGAAGCAGUGAACGAGGUGAAGCGGCAGGCGGUGUCAGAGCUGCAGAAAGCCGUGUCUGACGCUGAGCGCAAGGCCCGCGAGCUCAUCAGCGUGGAGCGAGCCAAGAUGGAGCGGGCCCUGGCCGAGGCGCGGCGGCAGGCCUCCGAGGACGCCCUCACCGUGGUCAACCAGCAGGAGGACUCCAGCGAGAGCUGCUGGAACUGCGGGCGCAAGGCCAGCGAGACGUGCAGCGGCUGCAACGCGGCCCGCUACUGCGGCUCGUUCUGCCAGCACAAGGACUGGGAGAAGCACCACCAUGUGUGCGGCCAGAGCCUGCAGGGCCCCUCGGCCACAGCGGUUGAGCCAGUGCCCGGACAGUCCGAUGCCACCCCGGGCCUGGGCCCCUGCCUGCCCCCAGCCGCCGCCAGCCCCAGCGAGGCGGGCUCCACGGAGCCCUCCCGCCCCGGCACCCCCAGCCCGCCCGGCCCGCUGGAUGCCGCGCCCCGCUGACCCGCCCGGACCCGGUGCCCAUCGACCCACCCGGCGCCCCCCGGCCCGCUAGACGCGCGCCCAGACCUGGGAGCCGACCUUGGGAGUCACUGCUGCUACUGCUUCUCUCCAAAAGAAAACACAGAACCAACAAGACUGCAUCAAUGCAACUUCCUCAGCUACCUGACGAUCACGCCUCAACCUCUUCGUGCAUCCUCACAAACCACCCGACGAGCUUUGGGCAGCCGGACGGACGCUGGCCAGAGGUGACCGGCUCGUCCACACCCGCCUCUCCCUCUUUCUCUCUCUCAUUUUUCUCUCUUUAUGACUUUCACACACUUUCUCUUCAAUGAAAAAAAUCUAAUUGUUUGGUGGCUUAUAUUUUCAUUGAAGAAUUUUGGGGGGCUGUUUGGCAAAAGAGCUACUCAGAAAUGGACAGAGAAAACUGUGGGGGUUUUCCCCCCUUCCUGAUUCAAAAGGGAAAAAGAAAACUGUUCUUUUAUAGCCGGAGAUCUGAGCCGCUGUGUCACUGAAACCACCCCCGGGGUGUGUGGCCGGUGCAGUGAGGACGGUUAGAAAGAUGUCAGUUUCAGACUCGAAGUAAAUUUUGGUUUCAGGAUUUUUUUUUUCCUUUAACGUCAAACUGUUUGGCUUUACGUAGAAAUCCAAAAAAAUUUUUUUAAAAAAGGUAAAGGAAGCAUACCUGUAAACUACCUUGCCAGCUAGCCAGCCAAGGACGCCGGACACACCUCUGCUCCAAAGGAAAUCCAAAAAGCAAACACAAGAAGUCAAAAUCCAAAAUUUUUUUGUCACUGCCAAAGUAUUUAUUUCACUGUUUUACUCUACGCCUGGGCUUGUUCAGAUGUCGGUCUUUUGCUUUGAUUCUGUUCGGGGGGUGGGGGGUGGGAUGUUGGGGUUGGAAGUGUUUUGUCCAACAAGAAGCGACCUCUUUCUUUUCCACUCGACAGUAGCACCUCCGCCGGGGCCGGGUGGGGUGGGCAGCUCGGCCCUCGGCACCCACGCGUGUGUGCCCGUCUGCGUGUGCACACGUGCAGGGAGGGUACCUCGUCUGUCCUCGCUCCAUCUGUGAAUUUCCAUCACAUUUCAUUCUUUCCAUUUGUGAAAAAGAAGUGCUCACAUGUCCUUCCCAGAGAGAACAUAAUUCUGAGACAAAACCGUGACAAUCUUUUGGGUUGAUUCUUGACUGCUUUUCAAAGCACGAGGAGACAGCAACCGCGUCUUCGACUGCCGCUUCUCGUGUCCUCCUCUACCUCUGCUGCCCGCUCCGAGAAGCCUCCCGCCCUCCUCGUCUUUCCAUCCCAGCCCGUGUCUCCUGCAGCUCCACACUUUUGCAGAAAAGGGAAAAAAACGACAAAGAAAAGCAAUCCGCCCUCCGCGCACCUUCUGGAGACUUGAUCAGCUGUAUAUAACCCUGCAUUUUUGUCCAGCUGUUCCUCAGGGGAUGUUCUCUCCGAAAUCCCCCCGCCAAGCCUAGCCCUGUCCCCCCACCCGACUCAUCUCCCCCAGCGAUCUCAAGGAGGAAAUAAAGGAAUAAGGAAAUUGCGAUCUGUACCCAGUGGGAGAACAAACGGCAAACGCGGUCUCCGAUCUGUGUUUUCUUGCAUGGCUGUAAGGAGUUCCCUGGACUGGAGUGCAAUAGUGACCAGCUACUGAAACCGGGUGCCCAGGGGCCCCACCGAGAGGCAAGAAGUCAAUCGUCUGCGAUAAUGUGAAUGUAUAUAGUCCUUGCAGAGGUCCAAAUGAUGAUAUUCAUGAUGAUGAUAAUAAAGAAGAGAUGUUUGCCAAAUAAAAAAAAAAUUAAGAGAAACCGUGGAAGUAUGUAAAGUUCAGGAACUAGGUUUUCAAAGAAAGCUGAACUGCAGUCCUACGGGGAGCAGUGGGUUUGUUGAUCGCUGUUACUUUUCAGAGCUGUAAGGAUCCACCCUUUGAGUAUUGCCAGGAAGGAUUCCAUCGGUACACAGGCCAGGUGCCAUCCGAGCCCCACCUGGCAGGAGCCCUAACUCUGACCGUCGAGCUAGACCUAUCUCACCCUCCAGGAAGCUCCCGGGCUGCCUGGGGCUGCAGGGCCGCCCGCCUCUCAGAGGCUCGCUUCUGUGGGUUGCAGAAGACCAGGGGCCAGGUGGGAUUCGGCUCUCGUGAGGCAGCGGGCGCCUGCCCACCCGUCGUGUUUCCAGUCUGCUUUCUCUCUCGCAAGACUUGAACCUGUCAGAAGGGCAGUGUGCACAUGCUGUGACGUAGCCCCGCCUCUCCCCUCGGACUCCGUUCCCACGAGGUGGUGCUGGUGGAGGGUGGCGCCCUGGGCGCGCUGGGGUGUGGGUGCGGAGGUCUGAGGCCCCGCUGUCAGGACUGCGGGGUGAGUCCUGGCUGGGAGGAGCCCGUCACCUGCAGCCCCGCGGGUGUGCUUUGCCGGCCUCUGUUCCUCUUCCCCUCGCAGGGUCCCCUGUGAGGACAGGCGGGCGCGCCAGGGCUGGCCAGCCGGUGGCAUCGGGCCAGACCAGCCUGCAGGGCCGGACCACAGGCUGAGGGUCCGGGGUGGGGUUCCCAGCUGUUGGGAAGAGGUCGCCUCAAGCCAGCUAGGAAAGGCCACCUCGCCUGUGUGGCCCCCACGCGUGUAUCUCAUACACCAAGACCUGCCUCUGGCCAGGGCUGCCGAGGGGCCGGGCCAGAGGCCGACACACUUAGCCCCUGUCAGCAGGGAGCGUCCGCGGGGUCAGGGGGUGGCCGCCGGGCGGGCUGGGCGGCUGGCAGCGAGGAGGCUGCGGCCCAGAGGGGCGGGAGGGGGUGUCCCCGGGGCGCCGUGCCGCCGGUGGAUGCCGGCUGUGGGCUGGGUCACACGGGGCGGGCGGCCCCUCCUUCCGUGCUCGGGGAGCCGGCGUGUCUGUUCGUCGCCGCGCGCAGGCCCUGUGUGGCCAGGGAGCUCACAGAGAAGGCAAACUCCCAGGGAGUAGCUCUGGUCGGGGCGUGGGGCGGCGGCCGAGCUGGAGUUGCUGGUGGUCUGUGUUCCCCCUGCCUUUCUUAUGCAAAGAGGGCGUCUGCACAGAAGGGGGUCCAGCUCAGAGGCCGGCGGCCCCGUUACCUCCUGAGCUUAUGGGCCGUCGGUGUGCACGUGAGGCUCUCCUCCCCAGGGGCUGAGGCUGGACACGCCGGUGAGCCCAAAGCUCUGUGAGAUGCGGCUGCUCGCAGGCCCUCCCUCCCCCCCAGGUCAAACCGAAACGCAGCAUUACCCUGUUCUGAGGCCGAAGUGCCGGCAGGAGGGCAGAGUGGGGCGGGCGGCGGCCGGAGCUCGAGUCAGGGAGGAUGCACCGGCCGGAACAGCGGAUGCUGGCGCCUGGGCCCCCUCACCCCCCGGUGGAAAGCCCCCUGACGUGUGACCCUUCGACCUUUCCCACCCCCUCCUCUCUCUGGCCUUUCUCUUAGGACGUGUCAUUGUCCCCAGGUGUUGGCAUCUGGGGGGGUGUUCUGUUGGCAAAGACCAGUGCCUACCAUUCCCCGUGUGGACAGGCUGGCACACCCCAGACCCCGUCUGAAUCACGAGGGUUCCCAUCCCCAGGACCAAAGGAAAGCCUUGGGUGCUGCCGGGGAAGAGAGGAGAGCUGGAGAAAGCCUUGGGGCCAGGAGGGUAAGGGCCGUAGUACAAGAGGAGCCGGCCUCCCGGGAAGGGGCCGCCUUGUGGGGUUGCUCACGAGGGCCCGAGAGGUGCAGUGGUGGAGGGACACAGGUGGGAGGGCGCGUUGCUUCUGGUUUCAUCCCAGUGACUCCUUGGAGAGGGAUCAGGACAGGCCCGAACUUCCUCCUAUUUGCCAGUUUUUCCAAAUACAUCCUCAGAAAGACACCAAAGUCCAGUCCCUGGCACCAGCCACCUUGCCUGUCCCAGCUCACUGUGGCCUGUCUGUCUGGCCAGAAUUCUGCCCGUCCCUUCGGCUUACCUACAAUUACUUACUGAU
This is a messenger RNA of Physeter macrocephalus (sperm whale), 6438 nucleotides long. It is a transcript of the gene CBFA2T3, whose product is annotated as CBFA2/RUNX1 partner transcriptional co-repressor 3. Gene Ontology annotation, biological process: DNA-templated transcription; negative regulation of DNA-templated transcription. The record is from RefSeq and is a predicted model, not a curated record. Gene Ontology annotation, cellular component: nucleus. NCBI's taxonomy places the organism in Eukaryota, Metazoa, Chordata, Mammalia, Artiodactyla, Physeteridae. Gene Ontology annotation, molecular function: transcription corepressor activity.